Anoplophora glabripennis (Asian longhorned beetle) is the source of this 1128-nucleotide messenger RNA. RefSeq names its product venom peptide isomerase heavy chain-like. Lineage: Eukaryota; Metazoa; Arthropoda; Insecta; Coleoptera; Cerambycidae. Gene Ontology annotation, molecular function: serine-type endopeptidase activity. The transcript has 7 exons. Gene Ontology annotation, biological process: proteolysis. The record is from RefSeq and is a predicted model, not a curated record. The coding region runs from base 256 to 1089 and encodes 277 amino acids.
UCUAACUUUCAACUUAAUUUAGAUAAUAUUAGCAUUAAUGGCAUUUACGUACUAAGAUAUUAAUAUUCAAAUUAACCAGUAAACCACGAAUGUAAACAUUAUUUACGUACAUGCUAAACAUAAAUUAAAUCCAUUGAGAGGAAAAGAUAUAAAAGAAUGUAAAUUCAGCAUAAUGUGCAGCCUGCUGCUGUCACUGUAAAACCAGUUUGUGUUGUAUCACGUUUAUGAUAAUCUAUAAAUACGUGAUUAAAAUUCAUGUGGCAUCUUAACAAGUAUUGUUUUCAGUUUUAUGUAUUACCUCUACACAUUAUGACAGUAAAAUACAUCUUUGUAAUUAUUUUGUGUUUCUCUGAGAAAACUGUACACAGUUCAGAAUGUGGUGUUUUAAAGAACGCAAAUAACCCUCCUUGGAACAUAGGGAUAUAUAAAGGAAUAAAGAAUAAUAAUUUGGAAAUAGUUUGUCUUGGGACUGCCAUUAAAUCAAACCUCAUUGUGACAGCCGCACAUUGCUUAUGUGAUCAAUCUGGAAAGCUCAGAAAUGAGGAAUUUUAUGUAUCCUCAAAAAAACUUGACAAAAAUAUUAAAGACAACAGAAAUUUGCAAAAGGUGGAAAAAAACAAUGUAUUUCUUCAUCGUGCAUUCAAAGGUGAUGUAAAGCAUGGAGACAUAGCUGUUGUGAAGUUGCAAAUGAACUUAAAAAAUGAUGAAUCUAUACCCAUUUGCAUCGACUGGGAAAAUACUACGCCGUUGUUACAUGAUGGGGAAAAAUUUAGACAUUCAUCUUGGCAGAAUGGCAAUCUUAAAAUGAUCGAUGUCUCCUAUGUAGAUUAUGAAAAUUGUCCAAAUUUGGCAUCAACUUCUUUUAGAAAAUUCCUUACAAGUGAUAAAUUGUGUGCCAAGUCUGUUAAGGGCUUAACAGCAGGUGAUUUAGAUGAAGGAUCCGGCUUGGUAUAUUUCAAUUUCAAUGAUAGUUUAUGGUACAUAAGAGGUGUGGUUUGCGGACAUGACCCAGAAAGAACUGAUUUAAUAACAUAUUCUGAUGCUGUACUUUAUCUGAAUUGGUUAUCAGAUAUUUCGUCAAGGCUGUAAUUAUUUGUGAAAUUAUAUUUAUGUAAUAAAUGUUAAUUA